UGCACCCUAGGUUGACCAACUGGUAGCCCUUUCCUUCCAGAUCCUGCGGCUUGGGUGUCAGCUCCUCUGACUUUCCUUCGACGAGACGCUCGAUAGUAUCGACUUUAUACGUCGUAGCGAGGUCUUGCUGUAGACUCAUCUUCCAGGCGCGAGAUAGAUUUGCUACGCUGGGAUUGGCCACGUUAGCGAGCUGUGUGAGAUUUCCAGAGUAGUUAGGUUCCUCGACGAUGUGAUUAGGAUCUAUUCCUUUCGGGCUAUUUAGGACCAUUUAAGACUACAUGAAAUUUGGUGGGAUGUCGUCCGAUCAUCGUUUCGUGUCGUCCGAUAAUCGUUUCCUGUCGUCCGACCGUCCGGCGCAUCACCCGCCUUCGUCGCUUUCGCGUGCACAGCUCACCGGCUUCCUGGACCUCCUCCCUCCGGUCGAUUUCGCCUUCGCGUAUGGCUCGCGCGUCUUCCAGCAGCCACCUGUCCACAGCAAAGCGGCGCGCGAUAUCCCGCUAGACUACAAGAGCAGGCUAACCGGCAGCUAUGGCGGUGGCAGCAACAACCGCAAUAGCAGCGAUCGUUAUCACAUCGAUAUCUGCAUAGGCAGCAACAGCAGCAGCCGCACCACAGAAGCCUCUUCCAGCUUCAGAGGCGACUGCGGGGACAGGGAAAACCCCCCAGGCGAGCAGCGUGUCUCUACUUCCUCCCAGUCGUCUCCCUCCUCCACUCCCCUGACCUCCUCUUCCGUCUCUCCCCCACCAUCAUCUUCUUCCAUGGUGGAUUUCAUCCUGGCCGUGGACGACCCACUGACAUGGCACGCCCAGAACUUGAGACAUAACCGCGUCCACUACUCCUCUCUCCUUGCCACAUUUGGCAGUCGAGCUAUUGUAGCAGCGGCAGACAUGGUGGGUGUGGGAGUGCACUUCAAUCCGUUCGUUCCGCACUCCCCACUUAACCAGGUGAAGUACGGAGUUAUUGCAACUAGGGCUCUCCAAACUGAUCUCACUUCGUGGCAGCACCUCUACAUCAGUGGUCGCCUUCACAAGCCUGUACUGCUGCUUUGCUGUGGAGAUUCUUAUCCCUCAUGAUACCAUUCUCUCUCUUCAAUCACACAAUCUGAGAGCAGCUGCCGCUGCUGCGCUGCUGCUUCUCCCCCACACGUUCACAGAGCAUGAGCUCUACGAGGCAAUUUGCCGAAUCUCAUACUCAGGCGAUGUGCGCAUGGCAUUGGCGGAAGACCCCAACAAGAUCAGCAGAAUUGUCUCCGGUGGUUUCCACCAUUUCCGCGCGCUCUAUCGCUCCUCUCUCCAGCAUUUCCUCGACUCUGGCUGCCUUUGUUCUGCUCCUGCGGAAUUGUCAGCAGCUGGAACACAGAGCGACACAUUAAUGGAACAGGAAAGCUCGACCUCGAGUCGCCGGUUCCUCCUCCAGCACCUCCCAAUGUCUGUCCUUGCCUCCCUCUCGCGUCACCUCCUCCCCACUCCACCUUACCUUCCUCGCUCCCCCCUCGCAUCCCACUUCCGCGAAGGCUCUACCUCUCACAGCUCCAAGAUGUGUGAAAAUCCAUCAUCACCAACAUUAAAACAGCCCAGUGUUGCCACAUCAGCAGCAGCUCUCUCGCGCCCGCUUGCACUCAGUACCUCGAGAAAGAUGCUGUGUGCUGAGCUGGCAGCUCAGCUGGCGAGGCGAGUUCGCUUAGCCAGUGCUAGGCAAGCCAUAGCAGGAGUGCUCGCAGCAGGUCCAGCACAUGCUAUGAGGUAUCUGUCAAAGAAGCUAGCUAAGGCAUGGAUGAAGACCUAGGUGCACCUUAUUGCAUUGCAAUGAAAGAUUUUUGUGAAAUACAAAGGAGAAACUUGC
Closterium sp. NIES-67 is the source of this 1842-nucleotide messenger RNA. Lineage: Eukaryota; Viridiplantae; Streptophyta; Zygnematophyceae; Desmidiales; Closteriaceae. The record is from the annotation of a GenBank genome assembly.